AUGCUGCCAAAAUUAAUUCGCACAAUUUAUGCAGAUGGUUGUUGCCACGCUUUAGUAAUAAUUCAAAAAACGUGUAACCUUUUCAUUGGGAUUUAUUCACCAGUCAAAUGUACACUUUUACAGAACUUGACUUAUAUUUUUAAGGCUCAAACAAGAAGAAAAAAAACAAAUACAUUAUUAGAAUUCCUGUGGAAAUGGAGUGUGAAGUUGUCUGCUCUAGGUUGCAAAUACUUACAGUUAAUACAGUUGUUAGGUAAUCCAACAAACUGGCGCUCUCAAAUGAUUGACUUUGUGAAUCCGUUUGGAAUCAAUAUUUUCCAGCAUUUCGAUACUUCAAAUGCCCCUACGAUUAAAAAAGAGGAUUGGUUUUGUUCGUUUAACCGGAAGAAUGCAGUUCCAACUGUAUCAGCACAUUACUUCUUAAAACUUCUGAUAUAUUUGAAAAAUAUUUCUUGGGAUAACAGGGAUUUACGUUUAAUCCACUUUCCUUCCGAGGUUUUAUUUCGCGUUUCCGGCAUCAACAAUGAUAUUUAUGCAGAGGGUUCAAAAAGCUCAUAUAAUUUAACAAUAAAGGAAAAAUAG
Molecule: messenger RNA, 582 nt
Organism: Echinococcus granulosus
Lineage: Eukaryota; Metazoa; Platyhelminthes; Cestoda; Cyclophyllidea; Taeniidae
Exons: 6
Coding region: 1-582 (193 amino acids)
Source: RefSeq, a predicted model, not a curated record